Linum trigynum is the source of this 1201-nucleotide messenger RNA. The record is from the annotation of a GenBank genome assembly. Lineage: Eukaryota; Viridiplantae; Streptophyta; Magnoliopsida; Malpighiales; Linaceae.
GUCAGACUUCGUACCGUGAAGCCAGGUUGUCGGGCGAUCUAUGAUCGCUCAGGCUCUCAGAUGUCGGGCGGUCUUGUUAUCGUAUUCGGCGAGACCGCCUCCGCCCAUGGACCCUGUCUUGGGCCUUAUUUGGUCACAUGUGGGCUUUUAGUGUUCUUUGGGCCAGGUGUCUCAAUGUUUGGCCCAAUACAAACAACCUUGGAUAAAUUCAUGCUGGAAACAAACAACCUUGGAUAAAUGGAUAUGGCGGGAAACCAAGAAGCUGGAAUAACAAAGCCACAAAGGGCUGGAGGCUGAGUCAUGGCGGCGUAUAACUCCACGCUCUCCUCCGUUUCUUCUCUUUACGCACACAAUGCCUAACCGGCGUAUUUGUUGCUUUGAAAUCGCUCAAAAUUUCGACCUUGAAGUAAGUUCUCUUCCGCCUCAUUCUCGUUUCGCCUCCAAAUCCCUAUCUUCUUAUUGGCUCCUCUUCACGACAUUUGUUCGCUUUUCAGAUUUCUCAGCGACUGCAGGCAGAGCAGUGUCACAUCUUCAGCUCGAAUGUCUACUUCUUUAUUCCCAAUGUCGGAAUACGAAAUUGCUCGCCAUAGAAGGAUCUGCGCUAGGGAUCUUACGCCACGGCGGACUCGCAUGCAUAGAUCAAGGUCAGUGAUCACUCGACUGAAUGGAGGGGUUAGGAUCGCGAUUCGCUGGUCAGUGUACUGUGUGAAUCCAGAUGCCAAUUUCUUUUUGCCAUUUUUUACUUGUACUGCUUGUGUGAUAGUUUUGAUUGCUCAGUGUGCUGAGUUCUCCGUUGAUGGUAUCCGUAAGGAGUACCAACAUGGGUUGGUUUUAGUUUUGAUCGAAAUAGAUUAUCUCUGGAGAUCCAUAUGCUAACCUAAUUGCUUUGGAUAUGGCUGUGACUCCAAUGUUGUAGCUUACUUCUGAAUUGCGAAUACCAGCCGUUGUUUUCUUGCUGCAAGAAGUAGUGCUUUGGUGUUGAUUCUUCAUUGUAGUUCCAUUACGAGCUAUUGCUGUGGGCUGACUCUCUUUAGUGUAAAUGUAUUGACAUGGAGGUUUGAAGGAUGCUUGUAGUUUAGCUUUUGACGACUAGUUUGUUAGGGUUUGCCGACAAGCAGUAUCACUAGAUGUCUUAGACUGGAUGAGAAAUUGAGAAUAAGUCCUUCCACAAUACUUUAGAGAUUAAAGACAGAUCAUAGGG